Messenger RNA from Rotaria sp. Silwood2, 237 nucleotides. The record is from the annotation of a GenBank genome assembly. NCBI's taxonomy places the organism in Eukaryota, Metazoa, Rotifera, Eurotatoria, Philodinida, Philodinidae.
AUGAAUGGAACAAUAAAAAGAAGCAAAAUUAUUUAUCGUUCAAUACCAAUAAUUGUUCUACAAAAUUCUUCGACAAUAAUAGGUAUACUAGAUACACUUAAUGAAUCAACAUUACCAAAUAUUUAUUUAAGAAAUAUUACUUUAGCACAACAUAUCGCUAGACAUGAUCAUUAUGAUAUGAAUAAAACAUUUAAACUUGUUUUACGACAUGCAAAAACAAUUGGAUCAAUGAAAUAA